AUGGGCAGUGUUGAGAGAGAACAAGAAUCAGCAUCAUCGGACGCAAUCCUAGAGAAUGUCUGGGCAAACUUCAUAGCCAAGAAUGAAUCAAAAGGAUCCCAAGAAGAGUAUGAAAGUUGGGAUGAAAUUCUACACAGGCUUCCAAGUCUUGAAGAAGAGCUGCAAGCUUCCAUUAAUGGUGGUCCAAAGAGUUCAUCGGAAAUGGUCAAGGUGGAGAGGAGGAAGCACUACAGAGGCGUGAGGAGGCGGCCGUGGGGGAAAUACGCGGCGGAGAUAAGAGAUUCAUCGAGAAAAGGAGCUAGGGUUUGGCUUGGGACAUUUGACACGGCAGAAGAAGCUGCCAUGGCUUAUGACAAGGCUGCUUUGAGGAUUAGAGGCCAUAAAGCUUACUUGAACUUCCCACUUCAAAAUACGGUUGCUGAUGCCCGUGGGAUUUGUUGCAACCCAAAUCAUGAAUUAUCAGGUAAUUGCAGGUUUAUUGGUUCUUGUUUUGGAAAUGGCGGGAUUGCUUGCGAUUCAAGGAAAAGGGUUGGCAGGGAAUGGGAUAUAUUUGAUGAUUCUCCAUGCAUGAUUACACAACCUGCGCAGAAGAUCAAGAUGCAGCCCCAAACAUGCUUGGAAGAAACUCUUGAGACUAGUUUCUCGGAUGUAGUCGAGUUUCAAGACCUUGGAAGUGAUUAUCUAGAAUAUUUAUUGUUAACUUCUGGUUAG
Ipomoea triloba (trilobed morning glory) is the source of this 711-nucleotide messenger RNA. RefSeq names its product ethylene-response factor C3. The coding region runs from base 1 to 711 and encodes 236 amino acids. NCBI's taxonomy places the organism in Eukaryota, Viridiplantae, Streptophyta, Magnoliopsida, Solanales, Convolvulaceae. Gene Ontology annotation, biological process: ethylene-activated signaling pathway; regulation of DNA-templated transcription. The transcript has a single exon. Gene Ontology annotation, molecular function: DNA-binding transcription factor activity; DNA binding. The record is from RefSeq and is a predicted model, not a curated record.